AUGCCACCAAGAUCAAGUCAUCAAACCUCAUUACCCGAAGGCGACGGCGUUACGUACGACGAAUCCGACAUGGCACUCUUUCGCGCCAAACUUGCUUACCACUCCACUAUCGAGGAACGCAUGGCAUCAAGAGAUGCCAACCUUGUCUCCAUUGCAGAGCACCAAGGUCGACUCCUCAAACGUUGGGAUAUGUUGAAAGGACUGGAGAAAGAAAUGGCAGAGAAAGGCAAAAGCUUAGAACCCGCGGAGAGGCAACAACUAGCCCAGUACGCAUGGCGAUUCAAGACAUUGGAAAAAGUAGCGACGCAAAGCACCGCUGAUCAGCGAGGGUGUUGA
Messenger RNA from Aspergillus pseudotamarii, 336 nucleotides. RefSeq lists its product as uncharacterized. The transcript has a single exon. The record is from RefSeq and is a predicted model, not a curated record. Bases 1 to 336 code for a protein of 111 amino acids. NCBI's taxonomy places the organism in Eukaryota, Fungi, Ascomycota, Eurotiomycetes, Eurotiales, Aspergillaceae.